Molecule: messenger RNA, 3097 nt
Organism: Marmota flaviventris (yellow-bellied marmot)
Lineage: Eukaryota; Metazoa; Chordata; Mammalia; Rodentia; Sciuridae
Source: RefSeq, a predicted model, not a curated record
GCUUCACACAGUACAUGCAUUGGGACCUAACAGUAUUAAGAGGCAGGUCCUUGGGGAACAGGUUAUGGUUCAAUUCAGUUUAACUCAGCAGAAUUUGUUGGACAGCGAUGAUGCACCGGGGACUGUGGAGUGGAAUGAAACGUGCAAGGACUGGAUGGAGGUCCAGUCGGCCUUGGAGAAGUACUACCUCUCCAUCUUUUACGGCUUUGAGUUCGUCGUGGGAAUGCUUGGGAACACCACGGUGGUUUUCGGCUACCUCUUCUGUCUGAAGAACUGGAGCAGCAGUAACGUCUACCUGUUCAACCUGGCCAUCUCGGACCUGGCCUUCCUGUGCACGCUGCCCAUGCUGAUGCGAAGCUACGCCAAGGGAGCCUGGCAGUACGGCGAGGUGCUCUGCGUGAGCAACCGCUACGUGCUGCACGCCAACCUCUACACCAGCAUCCUCUUCCUCACCUUCAUCAGCGUCGACCGCUAUCUGCUCAUGAAGUUCCCUUUCCGGGAGCACCUUCUGCAGAAGAAGGAGUUGGCCGUCUUGAUCUCCUUGGCCAUCUGGGCGUUGGUCACCUUGGAGCUGCUGCCUAUCCUCCACGUGAUCGGCCCGGUCACCACGGAGGAGGGCACGAGCUGCACCGACUACGCCAGCUCGGGGGACCCGCGGUACAACCUCGUCUACAGCCUGUGCCUGACCCUGGUGGGGUUCCUGGCGCCGCUGGCCGUCAUGUGCUUCUUCUCCUACAAGAUCACUAUUUUUCUGCGGCAGCGGAGCCGGCAGCUGAGCGUGGCGCAGACGCUGGAGAAGCCCCUGGCGCUGGUGGUCCUGGCCGUGGUGGUCUUCUCCGUGCUCUUCACGCCCUACCACGUGCUGCGCAACGUGCGCAUCGCCUCGCGCCUGGGCGGCGGGCAGGGCUGCACGCAGGUGGUCAUCAGCUGCCUGUACGUGCUGUCGCGUCCGCUGGCCUUCCUGAGCAGCGCUGUCAACCCUGUCUUCUACUUCCUGCUGGGCGACCACUUCAGGGAGAUGCUGGCCAGCAGGCUGCGGCAGGGCUGGCAGUCCCUCACGGCGCUCAGAGGGUGACUUGGCUCUGCACAAGGCCCCCGCUCCCAGCAAGCCGUCGGCGGCCUGGCUCCUCCAGACCCAGAGUCCAUCAGGAGGGGCUCCGAACUGAAGCUUGAGAGGCGCGUGGCACCUGGACAUGCGGUGGGAAGCAGGGGAGAAAGUGAGGGGCUCUCCACCCAUGAACUCAAGAGGUCCAGCCCCAGGUGCUCAAAGACUUCUCACCCGGAGCGAGCUUCUGGUGCCUGGAGUCAGGGGGCAGACCCGCAGCCACUGUGUUGGCCAAGUUCUCCGGUGAUUCUCAUUUGUACCAUCCCAGACCUAGCCAAAUAGCAGAUUAGAUAUAUUCUGUCAGAUGUCGUUUUUAGGAGUUGUGUUCUUAAGAAAACUGAAAGUAACAAGGAUUCAGAAAGCAGUGUAAUGAGUUCAAGCAUAUUUCCUUACACUGACCAUGUGUUGAGGUGGAUGUGUAUUUAAUCACUAAUCACUCUUUGUUUUUGUUUUGGUUUUGGUUUUUUUUGGUUAGAUGGGUUAUCAGUGGAAAGAACCUGAAGAGAUAAUUCAGCAAAGGGAGAAAAUAGAUUUGUUUGUGCUUGGAAAUUUAGGCAAUCUAGGAAAUUUAAAUUUAAUACAAUUCUUGGUAUUGUAUCAAAAUACUAGAGACAUGCCAAGGAUAGUUGCAAAAAUUUCAGGUGUAGAACAUAAAAUGACAACUGAGGAACCUCAAGCCAAAUAAAACAGAACAAAAGUGACUACAUGGAUUUUAUGAUAAUUGUGCCGUUUUGGAAUUUUAUUCUCCCCGUUUGACCACCAGUUCAUGGAAAUAGGUCAAAGUUCAUCAGGCUUUCUGCUCUUGAUUAAAUAACCAACUUUAAAAAGUCUUACUAUCACAAAACCAGCAAAUACGAGGAAAUGGAAUGGCAAUCCCCUGUCCCUUGGGUUAGUUUUUCCCUUUUGGAAAAAGGUCAUGGUUUCUCUCCUCCCUUCUUUUGUUUUAUAAGCGCUGGAAUCAUUUACAAGGAAGACGUUUUCUGGGAGACAGUGACUCACACAUCCAGAGAAGGCUUGUUUUCAUAGAACAUUGCAUAAGACCCUUGGAGGAAAUGUUCUCUGUAAGAUGUACCUUAUGCAAUUAUAGAACAUAAGGAAUAAUUAUGUCCAUAUUAACACAGAUGGUCCCAGGAGGUUAGGCACCAUUCCAUGCCACAAAACAGAGUAGGGUGUGGGGGCAGGGACUUGUGCUGUGUUUGCUUUUAAAAGUCAUACAAGUAUUACAUAAUCACUCACUGAUAUGCAACCAAGUGUGACCACUGCCAUGUGUCUGAGUUCCUUUCUUUGAUGUCAUUAGCUGUAAGGAGUAACAUGAAGGAUAAAAUAAGCAUUUUGAAUUCGGGGACAUAAAAUUCCUUUGCUUUUCCCAGUCUGAAAUACUCUGAUGGCAUUAUAUUCUAAUAUUUCAAAAUCCUCAAAUAUUUCCAGUGAAUCCUACUAGACCCUAAAUACCUGAACUAUUAUAAAACACAUUUGCUGUGAAUUUAAUAUUAUCUAUCUAUCUAUCUAUCUAUCUAUCUAUCUAUCUAUCUCUAUCUCUUUCUCUAUCUCCAUUUCUAUCUUUGCAGUGCUAGUGAUCAAACCCUAGAGCCCUGUGCAUACUAGGCAAGCACCAUACAAUUUGGCAAAACCCACAGCCCCUAAGAAUUUAUAAGGUAUUUUGGUCAUGUCUCAACGUUAUCAAUGUUAAAAUUUUUCAAUGUAAUUUUGUAAGUUAUCUAAAAAACAGAACUCCUUAAUUUCCUCAUCAGAACACAUUACAGACAAGACCUUAGGAAAGAAGUAUUAUUUCUGCAAAACUAACAACCUAUAAUUUAACUUUAACUUGUGCUUUAUGUGUGGAUUUCAUUUUGUACACAUAAAAUUAAAUUUCUUUCCUCUACUGCCAUUCCAAGGAAUGUCAAGGGUGGAUUCUUUCUGUUAGUGCAUUGGAAUAUUUUGUCAAACCAUAAACUUACAUAUAUCUUAUAAUUAAAAAGUUAAAAAACUUUA